CAAAAACAUCCCAGAGAUAGCGUGGUGUCGGAGCAGGUGGCGGGCGGCUGGCUGACGUUCACUUUGCAGCAGUCAAAUGGAGUCGGUGGAAUCGGAGAAGCAACUCCUGAUGGAGCGUCUGCCCCGCUCUCAGGACCAGCGUGAGUCGGACUCUGACACGUCUCCUUCGGACGACACGUGGGAGCUAGAGUGGACUUGCGGCGGCGAGCCGGACGUGACGUCGGCGAACGAGAGCGACGCGAGACGUACGGCCGGGAGGAAGCUGCUUGUUGCCUUGGCGAUCAGCCUCAUCUUCAUGAUCGGCGAAGUGGUUGGUGGGUAUGUUGCACACAGCCUGGCCAUCAUGACGGACGCCGCACACCUCCUGACUGACGUGGGCAGCAUCGGCGUGAGCGUCUUCUCCCUCUGGAUCUCAGGCCGCCCGCCCUCUCCCACCAUGACUUUCGGGUGGCAUCGAGCAGAGAUUCUGGGCAUGCUGCUCUCGCUGGUGUCCGUCUGGACCGUGACGGCGGCGCUGGUCCUGUCCGCCGUUCAGAGGAUGGCAGACGGCGGCGGCGGCUACGACAUUGACGGCGACGUGAUGCUGCUCACGUCAGGCUGCGCUGUGGCAGCUAACGUCCUGAUGGUGGUGAUCCUCCACCAGUCAGGCGUCUCUCACGGCCACGGUCACGGCCACGGUAACGCCAGCGUGAAGGCCGCCUUCAUCCACGCGGUGGGAGACCUGGUCCAGAGCCUCGGCGUCCUGCUGGCGGCCGCCAUCAUCCACGUGUGGCCUGAAUACAAAGCAGCAGACCCCGCCUGCACGCUGCUCUUCUCCCUGCUGGUCAUGUGGACCACCUUGCACACCGCCAGGGACGUCUUCAGAGUGCUGAUGGAGGGCGCACCAGCCCACGUGGACUACACCUGCGUGCGAGACCUCCUGCUGUCCGUGUCGGGGGUGGUGUCUGUGCACGGCCUGCACCUGUGGAGCCUCAACAUCACCCACUGCUCGCUGGCUGUGCACCUGGCGGCAGAAGACGGUGUAGAUCCACACGUCAUCCUCACCAGGGCAACUAAACUCCUGCGCUCACAAUUCCAUUUCACGUCCGUCACCAUCCAAGUGGAAGGCAGCAGAAGCAUCCCUGCUGUGUGGUGACACCUGGUGGAAGACUCCAAGCCCGUGAGGAACUUCAUGUCUCUCGAUCUCUGAAGGACGCCUUCUCUGUCCUGCUGGGCUGCCGCAUGGAUCACCUUCACGCCAACAACACAAACUAUGACGCCAACAAUACAAACUAUUGUUCUCAACAAGGUCAGAGCUUUCACUACAUGACUUCUGCUCAAAUGAAGGCCAUUAAAAACAUCAAAUACGACUAAAGGAGGUCAUUCCUGAAGGGAUUAUGUUCCAAUGCUGACAGAAUGGAAGAAUAGUUUCAAUGUUGGAAUUUCCAGGAAAACCGGAAUUAGGUUUAGAGCUUGGGAAAGUGUUAGUUUGAAUGUCCAGGAUGAGUGGAAUGUGUUGAUGUUGGAAUGCUUUGAAUAGCUUGAAAAAUGUGGGAAUUGUACAACUUGGAAAAAUGUCCCAUUCAUUUCAAUGGGAAUUUCCUGGAAUUUUGGGAAAAGCGGGAUUUUUUUUUUUAAAUGAUUAGGAGCAUGAAUGUCCGGAAUGAGCUGAAUUGGUUGGUCUUGGAAUUGUUUAUAUUGGUCAAGAAAUGUUGAAUUAGUAACAGUUUUUGAUAGAGAAAUUCCUGGAAUUUCAGGAAAAUCAGGAAUUUUUCUAGUUCUUUUACCAACUUCCUUUACCAAGAAUGUAGUAUGAAUGUAAGAAUAGUUUGAAUGUUGGAAUGUUGAAGAGUUUGAAUUUCCAGGAAAACUGGAAUUUGGUCAGGAACUUGGGAAAGUGGUAGUUUGAAUGUCCAGGAUGAGUGGAAUGUGUUGAUGUUGGAAUGGGUUGAAAAAUGUGGGAAUUGUGCAACUUGGAAAAUUGUCCCAUUCUUGUCAGUGGGAACUUCCUGGAAAUGUGGGAUUUUUUUUAGAAAAUGA
Molecule: messenger RNA, 2019 nt
Organism: Entelurus aequoreus (snake pipefish)
Lineage: Eukaryota; Metazoa; Chordata; Actinopteri; Syngnathiformes; Syngnathidae
Product: proton-coupled zinc antiporter SLC30A2-like
Exons: 10
Coding region: 77-1135 (352 amino acids)
Biological process (GO): zinc ion transmembrane transport; response to zinc ion
Cellular component (GO): plasma membrane
Molecular function (GO): zinc ion transmembrane transporter activity
Source: RefSeq, a predicted model, not a curated record